UUCUUUGAUUGGAUUAUCUGUUUACUUAGCCAGAUGCAGCAAUCGCUAUCCUCCGUGAAUAAUCGUGAAGAUGAAAGCACGCUUGCGCGCUCGCGUGUCACGGAAGAGUCACACGCGUGAGAGGUUUAAAAUUAGACUCCACUCUCCUAUAUUUACCCAAACACCAAUUCAGCGACAUUGUAUAGGAAAUACGCGUUCGGCUUCGGCCAACUGAAAAUGUUUGGUUCACCAUAUUCAUAUGCCCAGAUAUUAAUUAGGCUCUCUCGCUCUUCGUUCACACAAAAGCUGGGGAAAGCAUUGUCCGAGAAUUUUCACACGCAUACGCGAACGGCGACCUUUUCCUAGUGCAAUUUCCACGAAUUUCCAGAUAUCUAAACCUUUCGGGUCAAAUUAGUGCUUUGUUGUGUUUUGAUUUGAACCGCGAUGGAUCUCUCCAGUGAUGUUUGGAAUCAAGUCGCUUUGGAAGCCUCUCAGCUCUAUUUCACCGAGGACGGCAAAAGUCCCUUCGCCAAUACGUCGAUCGAGAAACUCCCGGAUAAGGUCAUCUUGCACAUUUUCUCAUAUCUGAGCCACUUGGAAAUAUGUCGCAUGGCAAUAGUGUGUCGUCGUUGGCGUACCAUAGCUUACGAUACCAAGCUGUGGAAGAACGUUUCCCUUCGACCUGAGGUGUCCGGACUACACGUGGGAUCCUUGGAACAAUUGCUGCAGAUGGUCGCAGUGCGUUUCAGUGCAUCGCUGAGAUACAUCGAGCUGCCAAUCGAGCUGAUUACCCACACUGUGCUGCACGAAUUGGCCAGCAAAUGUCCUAACCUGACGCAUAUGCUGCUGGAUUUCUCCACUGCUAUGCAACUUCACGAUUUUAGCGAAAUGCAGGCAUUUCCAGCGAAACUCCGCUACAUGUGCAUCUGUCUGUCGGAGGUAAUCUUCAUGGAAGGUUUCAUGCGCAAAAUCUACAACUUUAUCAACGGCCUCGAAGUACUGCAUUUGAUUGGAACUUACGAGAAAUGCGAAGAGGAGGAAGAAGAAAUUUACGAAGUUAUCAACGUCCACAAGCUCAAAUCAGCAACACCGAAUCUCCGUGUGAUCAACCUGUACGGUAUCAAUUUUAUCGAUGAUUCGCAUAUUGAUGCCUUCAGCUCCAACUGUAUUCAACUGGAGUGUCUGGCUGUUAACUACUGCAGCAAAGUAACUGGCUCGACUUUGAAGCCACUGCUCGCCCGUUCUAAGCAGCUGAAGUGUUUGUUGAUGAACGGUACCGACCUUAAGUCAGAGUACGUAAUGCAAGCCGAAUGGGACAAGUGCUCCGUUCAAGAGCUGGACAUAUCGGGGACCGAUCUUUCCACAGAAUGUCUCAUUGACGUGCUGACUCGUAUUCCCACUCUGCGCUUCUUGAGUGCUGGGCAAAUUAAUGGUUUCAACGAUUCGGUGCUUAAAGCAUGGGCCGAGGGUGGAAACCCAAAAUCCUUAGUCGCUCUAGAUAUCGAUUCAUCUGAUAACAUUUCCGAUGAGGCAUUGGGAAGAUUCAUCACCCGCUAUGGUGCCCAGUUGCAUGCGUGUGUCCUUUCCGGGAUGACGCACAUCACUGAUCAGUUGUGGAUGACUAUUCUGCCCAUCUUGGUGAAUGUGAAAAUCAUCGUGAUGGGAACAACUGAGAGAUUGGGCGGUAACAUUCACGUCGAUCAACUGAUGGAUACGAUUGGAACAUCUUGUCCAGCACUGGAGCGGCUGGAGCUGCGAUGGGAUCCGGAGAAUUUACGUUUCUCUGAUAAGAGCCAGAAGGCUAUUGACAUGCUUCGAGUGAAAUGUUUGAAAUUGAGAUGCUUGGUCUUAAGCGAUGGACGCUACUAUGAAACUGUUAAAGCUAAUUUCGAGCGCGCGGAUCGUACGACUGUGGUGCGAACCACAACCAGCUGUCGUGUAUCAGCAUAUCAUGUGCUCAGCAACUACAACGAUUUGAUUUUCAACUAAAAUUAUGCAAUAAAUCAUAAUAAUUGUUGGUUUUAGUACACGAUUAUAGUGGGGUGUAUAAUCAAUUUGAUUUAAAUAUUAUUGGAAACUUUGCUAAAGGGGAAUAUGAAACGAACUAUAAAAACUAAAACUAUUUGUUAGAUGCAACACGAAUAAGAAGGAGGUAAUUUUGAACAUCUAAAUAAAAAGGGAAUGUUAAUACAAUAUCACUAUAUGAAA
Messenger RNA from Armigeres subalbatus, 2187 nucleotides. It is a transcript of the gene FipoQ, whose product is annotated as F-box/LRR-repeat protein 7. The record is from RefSeq and is a predicted model, not a curated record. The transcript is spliced from 4 exons. NCBI's taxonomy places the organism in Eukaryota, Metazoa, Arthropoda, Insecta, Diptera, Culicidae. Gene Ontology annotation, biological process: positive regulation of protein ubiquitination. Gene Ontology annotation, molecular function: protein binding. Bases 424 to 1968 code for a protein of 514 amino acids.